Messenger RNA from Trichomycterus rosablanca, 2275 nucleotides. RefSeq names its product sodium- and chloride-dependent GABA transporter 2-like. Gene Ontology annotation, biological process: sodium ion transmembrane transport. The coding region runs from base 59 to 1873 and encodes 604 amino acids. The record is from RefSeq and is a predicted model, not a curated record. Lineage: Eukaryota; Metazoa; Chordata; Actinopteri; Siluriformes; Trichomycteridae. Gene Ontology annotation, cellular component: plasma membrane. The transcript has 15 exons. Gene Ontology annotation, molecular function: gamma-aminobutyric acid:sodium:chloride symporter activity.
GAUUCAGUCUACCUUUCAGAAAACAAGGAAGAAAAACAUCUCCAAAAAUCUCAGGAAAAUGAUGAUGAAUGCUGAUACAGGAGUGCAGCCAACGCUUCCACAGCCAGACUCAGAAAAACUCACUAAAGAUGUUAAUGUUCAAAAUGAGAGAGGCCAAUGGUCGAGUAAAAUGGAAUUUAUCUUGGCUGUUGCCGGGCAAAUUAUUGGUCUGGGAAAUAUGUGGAGGUUUCCAUACCUGUGUUAUAAGAAUGGAGGUGGAGUGUUCUUCAUUCCAUAUCUAGUCUUCUUAUUUGCAUGUGGUAUUCCACUGUUUUUUUUGGAGGUAUCCUUGGGUCAGUACACCAACCAGGGUGCCAUCACCAGUUGGAGGAAGAUUUGUCCUCUGUUUCAAGGGUUGGGCUUAGGAUCUCAGGUGGUUGUGUUCUAUUGCAGCAUCUACUAUGCUGUUAUUCUUGCCUGGGCAUUCUUCUAUCUCUUCUUUUCAUUUAGUUCUGAGCUGCCCUGGGCUAGUUGUAGUAAUCCCUGGAACACAGAAACUUGUGUUGAGUUUGUCAGUAUGGGUAAGAACUUCAGUACCCUGCACAAUGCAACAUCACCGGUCUUAGAGUUUUGGGAGAGAAGAGUAGUAAAUAUUACAGGUAGUAUGAAUAAGCUGGGAAAUGUAAGGUGGGAGCUGGCACUCUGUCUCCUUCUGGUCUGGAUCAUCUGCUUUUUCUGUAUCUAUAAUGGAGUGAAGUCUUCAGGCAAGGUGGUUUAUUUCACUGCUACAUUUCCUUAUCUAAUGCUGGUGGUACUGCUGGUGCGUGGACUCACGCUUCCUGGGGCAAUGGAUGGCAUAAAAUUUUACCUCUAUCCAGAUCCUUCACGUCUUUCUGACCCUCAGGUUUGGAUGGAUGCUGGAACACAGAUAUUUUUUUCUUAUGCUGUCUGUAUGGGUUGCCUUAUUUCUUUAGGAAGCUACAACAAGUACAACAACAACUGUUACAAGGACUGUGUUUACCUGUGCUUGUUGAACAGUGGGACAAGCUUCGUGGCUGGAUUUGCCAUCUUCUCUGUUUUGGGUUUCAUGGCCUAUGAACAGGAAAUAGAUAUUUCAGCAGUGGCAGAAUCAGGUCCAGGAUUGGCCUUCAUUGCCUACCCCAGAGGAGUCGCAAUGAUGCCUGUUCCACAACUAUGGGCUGUUAGUUUCUUCAUCAUGGUCAUUUUGCUGGGCUUGGACACUGAGUUUGUGGGUUUGGAAUCACUGAUAACAAGCAUAGCAGACCUCUUUCCUUCCUUCUUCAGUAUUGGUCAUCGGCGCACACUGCUUCUGCUCUUCAUCUCCAUUGUCUGCUUUCUCAUUGGUCUGGUUUUAGUAACAGAGGGCGGCUUGUAUAUUUUCCAGUUGUUUGAUUACUAUUCUUUCAGUGGGGUUACAGUUCUUAUAUUUGGCCUUCUAGAAUCAGUGUGUAUUGGGUGGGUGUAUGGUGCAGACCGCUUAUAUGAUAAUAUUAAGGACAUGAUUGGUUAUCGUCCAGUAUGCUUAAUGAAAUAUUGCUGGAAGUACAUCACUCCACUAGUCUGCAUGGGCACGUUCGUCUUCUCUCUGGUGAAGUUCACUCCACUGAAGUUUAACAAUACACUUGAAUACCCCUGGUGGGGCUACAUUUUCGGCUGGUGGUUAACUCUCUCUUCAACCCUAUUGGCUCCUCUUUGGAUGAUCUACGCUCUCCUCACCUCUAGUGGUUCGCUGAAACAGAGACUACGUGUUCUUUGCACCCCUGCAAGUGACCUUCCUUUGGACCGUAAAACAGGGAAACAUCAUGUACCUGGAAACUACAUUGGCCUCAAGCCUGUAAAGACAGAACAAGACAUCAGUGAGACACAUAUCUAGUGCUUGAUUUUGAAACUGCAUGUUUGCCUAUAACUAUUAUAAUGUUAAAGUGUAGUUUUACUCUAUUUUAAAACAGGUCUUAAGCUAAAGCUUAUAUCACAUUUAUUUAUAUAUUGUUUUCCUGCUUAGUAAGCAUUGAUUAUUCGAACAUAAACCUUGUUGGCCAGGGACCAAUCAUGCCAAGGCAAAUCAUAAGACUGAAGUGUGAAACAAAACAGACUGCUGAUUGCUUAAGUGCAACCAUCACAGAAUCACCAAAGGAGUGAGCUAGUAUAAGCACCAGAUUAAAAACAACACAACUGCAAUAGAUCUGAAGGUAGUGCUGUAAAGACCAUGGUGUAUAUUAAAGACUACAACAACUGCAACAGGGCAAACCAAAAAUGGUCCUGUUGUUACUAUUGC